This is a messenger RNA of Salpingoeca rosetta, 1086 nucleotides long. Its product is annotated as peptidyl-prolyl cis-trans isomerase E. Lineage: Eukaryota; Choanoflagellata; Craspedida; Salpingoecidae. Gene Ontology annotation, molecular function: peptidyl-prolyl cis-trans isomerase activity; RNA binding. The record is from RefSeq and is a predicted model, not a curated record. Gene Ontology annotation, biological process: protein peptidyl-prolyl isomerization; protein folding. The transcript is spliced from 9 exons. Gene Ontology annotation, cellular component: intracellular membrane-bounded organelle. Bases 1 to 888 code for a protein of 295 amino acids.
AUGAGCCAAGUGAACAAGCGCAUGCUCUAUGUCGGCGGCCUGGCCGAGGACGUCGAUACAGACAUGCUUCGGGCAGCGUUCAUUCCCUUUGGAGAUCUCGUGGAUGUUCAGAUCCCCAUGGAUCCCAACACAGAUGGACACAGGGGCUUUGGCUUUGUUGAGUUUGAGAUGGUUGAGGACGCAAAUGCUGCCAUUGACAACAUGGUCCCACGAGGCGGAGCUGCUCGGGCGUACACGACACAAAGGCCGAGGCCCGAGACUGGUGAGCAGGAUGCAUCGGACCUCAUCAAGGAGAUGCGAGAGGGCAAAAACGCAGCGCGGGCUGACCUCGAGAAGCGAUCGGCCGCCGUCGGCGCGAGCGAGGAUGAGGCGCCUGUGGCGAAGAAGGCGCGUGCAGAGAACCCGCGCAUCUUCAUGGACGUCACCAUUGGCGGCCGCUCCUCCGGCAGGCUCAUCAUCGAGCUGCGGGCGGAUGUGGUGCCGCGCACAGCUGAGAACUUCCGCCAGCUGUGUACACAUGAGCAGGGAUUUGGAUUCAAAAACUCGUUCUUCCACAGAAUCAUCCCAGGGUUCAUGGCGCAGGGCGGCGACUUCACGCGCGGCGACGGCACGGGCGGCCGCUCCAUCUACGGCAGGACAUUCCGAGACGAAAACUUCGACCUCAAGCACCAGGGCCCAGGCACCCUCUCCAUGGCCAACAGUGGCAGUAACACGAACGGCUCGCAGUUCUUCCUCACGUUCGCCAAGACAGACUGGCUUGAUGGUAGGCAUGUUGUGUUUGGCCACGUUGUCGAAGGCAACUCGCUCCUCAAGCGCAUCGAGGAUGUUGGGACAGAGAGUGGGAAGCCCACGAAGAAGGUCAAGAUUGUGGCGUGUGGCGAGCUGUAGGCGUGCGUGUUGUGGCUCUUUCUUUCCUUUCACUUUGUUCGACGGCUCUGUUGUCUGUGUGUCUGUGUGUCUGUGUGUGUGUGUCUCUGUGUGUGUGGGUGUGUGGGUGUGUGUGUCUCUGUGUGUGUGUGUGUGUGUGUGUGGUUGGUUUGGAGUUGUGAACACAAAUUUGAUGAGAAUACAAGAUACGCGUGUGUG